Mycena citricolor is the source of this 447-nucleotide messenger RNA. The record is from the annotation of a GenBank genome assembly. NCBI's taxonomy places the organism in Eukaryota, Fungi, Basidiomycota, Agaricomycetes, Agaricales, Mycenaceae.
GUCGAAAUCCAUCGAAAUCAGGAAAGGAGGGAGGUGUAGGGGCAGGGAGAGUGGCAGAGGAAAAGUGGUGAAGCAGGGGGCACUCCAGGGGAAUGUGUGUAUGUAGCAGCUGUGUGGUAGCUGUGAACUCAUCUGCAUGAAUCUGACACCCUCCCCAACAUCUCCACCCAAGAUCUGGCUGAUCCAUCCUAAUCCCUUCCUCCAACAUGGUUGUACAGUGUAGCAGUGGUGGAUGAAGUCGAAAUGGUGGUCCUGGGGGUGGCAGAUGGUGGCAGAUGGUGGCAGAAUGGAGAUCAGGCAAGAUCGGAAAAAUGCGCAGCAAGGGGAAGGCCAAUGAGGGGCAGGGGGAGAAGAAGAGGGUUUAAAGAUGGGUCAGAGCGGGGCUCAUAACCUGUUGAACACAGAAAACUCAGAUGGGAGCCGCAGGAGGCUAGGGGCACAGAUGGG